AUGGGCAAGCCUCUGGAGAAGCAUGGUGAAAUCGAGCUUCAACAUUCCAAAUGCCCGACGAGUAAAGGGACAAUCUAUGUCACACUCGCACUCCGAAUCAAACUGCUCCGUGAAUCCUACCCGCUCAUGCCCACACAGAAGAUUCCCAAGGUCAUCGACUACUACCACAAGAUGCAUCCAGCAACUCACUUGACGCACUUGACGCACCCCACAAUCUCGAGGCUUGCGGGUUCAAAGAGCGCGCAUUGGCAUCUCCGUCUUCGAUUGCGUCUUUGGGCUCUCGGACACCCAUCAUCUCUAUCAUUACGACUAUCACUAGUGUUUUCAGCACACACCGGCUCUUCCGCGCCGUUUCGCGACAUCAGUAUGAAAUCUUUCAAGAGGUUUGUUGACAAGCGCCGUCAAAGCUUCCAGAAGAACAAAAGACAGGCCUCAAACUCUGCUCCUGUUCCUGCUCCUGCUCCUGCUCCUAUACCUACUCCUGCUCCCGUCGAUGCACAAGCUGCCCCAAAUGUUGAAGAGCGCGCUGCCGCCCCCGAGGAUCAGCAGCAAGUUCUAGCGGAAGCUGCGUCUGGUACUCUGCAAAUCGCUCUGCAAAACAAGACCAAUUCCGGCGACGUCUACGCAUACAUCACCGGCCUCGCUCUGGAGCGCAACAAUACUCCAUUAUUCGUGCAGGCCGAUGGCCAAAACAUUUACUAUCCAGCAUCUCCCCAAGAGAUUCAGCAACCUCUGCAGGCCGAUGUGGCGAUCCGUCUGGGAGCACCAGGCAAUACUGUCAACGUGAGGAUACCCAAGAUCGCUGGCGGACGUAUCUGGUUCAGCAUCGGCGCCAGGUUAACAUUCAAACUCAACCCUGGGCCUGCAGUCGUGGAGCCCAGUGUAACUAACCCUAGCGAUCCGAACUAUAACAUCGACUGGACCUUUUGCGAGUUCACCUACAACGAUGCUCAACUAUUCGCCAACAUCAGCUAUGUGGAUUUCAUCAACAUCCCAAUCUCACUGAGUCUUACCGGCACAUCAGGCAAUACGCAGACCGUGCCUGGUAUGGGUCCAGACGGCUUACAGAGAAUCGUCAAUGAGCUUCGUACACAAGCGCAGCGCGAUGGUAGGCCCUGGGACCAGCUGAUCUACGAGUCAAAUGGCCGUCCUUUAAGAGUCCUGAGUCCGAAUAACCUUAUGGUCGGGAACGAAAACGCUUGGGGUAACUACUGGGACGGCUACAUCCAAGCAGUCUGGAACAAAUAUCGCAACGAGAAUCUUACGAUCAACACGCAGGCUGCAGCUGGCAAUCUGACUGGUCGCGUGCAGGGCGAGGAAUUGCAACUUGGCGAGGCUGGUAAUUUCGGUAGACCGUCUGCCCGAGACAUCUUCACAUGCAGCACUGGACCAUUCGCGACUGGCUCCAACCAGGCGCGAAACGCCGUCAUUCCUAGACUUGCGGCUGCCUUCAACCGCAGUAUCUUGCUGAACACACCUGGGAACCAGUUUCCGAACGGCAGUGACCCGAGCAAGUACUACCAAGACGUAACGACAAAUCACUACUCGCGCAUCGUACAUCAAGUUCAGCGGGAUGGGCGUGGUUAUGCGUUCCCAUACGAUGAUGUCGUUCCAGACGGUGGCCGAGAUGUUGCUGGUACAGUGUUCGAUGGGUCGCCACAACUGUUCACAGUCGCAGUUGGUGGGAAUUGA
Messenger RNA from Plenodomus lingam JN3, 1692 nucleotides. RefSeq lists its product as uncharacterized. The record is from RefSeq and is a predicted model, not a curated record. Lineage: Eukaryota; Fungi; Ascomycota; Dothideomycetes; Pleosporales; Leptosphaeriaceae.